AUGGAAGUGGAGACGGAAGAACUCCAUGCAGAGGAUGCGACCCACGUGCGCUUCAAGGAACAUGGUGAAAAGGUUCAUUGUGCGGAGAUCUUGACAGGAAAUCCAGGUCAAGCGGAAACUUCUGAAAGCCGCCAGGGCUUGUGGCAUUGGCUCAACUCCUUCGGUUGCCUUCCAUCGGUAUCCAGGCGCAACAGUGAGGAAGGCUUUCCAGCCCCCGUGGAUGCGGAAGUGUCAUCAACGCCAAGGGCUUCUGAGGGUGCCUCGCCGAUCCACUCGCCUUAUGGUCAGCCGGUACUCGAACAAAAAGACCCCAAAAAGUCCCCAGGACGUCCUACAAGUCCUACAAGUCCCGCGAGUCUCAAUUUGGGCCGAAGUAGCACAGAGGCGCGUUGCCUUGUCUAUGUCCGUCGGGGCGGAAAGGGCUGCGACAAGCUACUGGAUGAGGUGAGGCAGCGGAUUCCAGGCCAGCUCCAGGAGCAGAUCGACGUCUGCAACCAGCAGGUCCUGGGCAACGCCGUCGAGCGCGUCGUGGCCGAUGUGAUGCGGUGCUUGCGACAGCUCCAGGGCGACACCUCGGAUGGCCAGGAGAUGCAGGCUAUCCUGAGAACAGCCGACUGGGUACGUUCUGAGGCCGGCAUGAGCAUGACCCGCGCCUAUCUGCUGCGUGCUUGUUGGCGCCUCCACAUCCCAUGGCUUCCAGAGGAGCUGUGCCCCACUGCUCUGCCGCCCGACUUCCGGAUGUAUUACGGACGCGCGGCUCGGCAGUUGCUGCUAGAUGCACUCAUCAGGCAAGGGCAGCACGACGUUGCCGGCCUUGCCGCCUCGGGGGAGGCAGAUGCCUUCGCGCCCCCAGAGAUGCAGGAGUGGCUCAAGGAACGUGGGCUUUGA
This is a messenger RNA of Cladocopium goreaui, 888 nucleotides long. The record is from the annotation of a GenBank genome assembly. NCBI's taxonomy places the organism in Eukaryota, Dinophyceae, Suessiales, Symbiodiniaceae.